Molecule: messenger RNA, 1351 nt
Organism: Rhinolophus ferrumequinum (greater horseshoe bat)
Lineage: Eukaryota; Metazoa; Chordata; Mammalia; Chiroptera; Rhinolophidae
Gene: OXGR1
Product: oxoglutarate receptor 1
Exons: 1
Coding region: 68-1081 (337 amino acids)
Biological process (GO): G protein-coupled receptor signaling pathway
Cellular component (GO): plasma membrane
Molecular function (GO): G protein-coupled receptor activity
Source: RefSeq, a predicted model, not a curated record
CUUCUCAGUCAAUUCAUAUUGCCAAACUGAACUCUCUUGUUUUCUUGCAAGAUGAAAGGAGACAACCAUGAAUGAGCCACUAGACAAUUUUGCAAAUGCUUCUGAUUUCCCCGAUUAUGCAGCUGCUUUUGGAAAUUGCACCGACGAAAAAAUCCCACUCAAGAGGCAUUACCUCCCUGUUAUUUACAGCGUCAUCUUCCUGGUGGGCUUUCCAGGGAAUGCAGUGGCAAUUUCCACUUACAUUUUCAAAAUGCGGCCCUGGAAGAGCAGCACCGUCAUCAUGCUGAACCUGGCCUGCACAGACCUGCUGUAUCUAACCAGCCUCCCUUUCCUGAUUCACUACUAUGCCAGCGGCGAAAACUGGGUCUUUGGGGAUUUCAUGUGCAAGUUCAUCCGCUUCAGCUUCAAUUUCAAUCUGUCCAGCAGCAUCCUCUUCCUCACCUGUUUCAGCAUCUUCCGAUACUUUGGCAUCAGUCACCCGAUGAGCUGCUUUUCCAUUCACAAAACGCGGUGGGCAGUGGGAGCCUGUGCUGUGGUGUGGGUCAUUUCGCUGGUGGCUGUCAUUCCCAUGACCUUCUUGAUCACAGCGACCACCAGGACCAAUAGAUCUGCCUGCCUGGACAUCACCAGUUCGGAUGACCUCACCACUAUCAAAUGGUACAAUCUAAUCUUGACCACAACUACUUUCUGCCUUCCCCUGGUGAUCGUGACACUUUGUUACACAAUGAUUAUCUACACCCUAACCCAAGGACCUCAGACGCACAGCUGCCUUAAGCAGAAAGCUCGAAGGCUCACCGUUCUGCUACUUCUGGUGUUUUAUGUAUGUUUUUUACCCUUCCAUAUCUUGAGGGUCAUUCGGAUUGAAUCUCGCCUGCUUUCCAUCAGCUGCUCCAUUGAGAAUCAGAUCCAUGAAGCUUACAUCAUUUCUAGACCAUUAGCUGCCCUCAACACCUUUGGGAACCUGUUGCUGUAUGUGGUGGUCAGUGACAACUUUCAGCAGGCCAUCUGCUCAAUGGUCAGAUGCAAAGCAAAUGGGGGCCUGGAGCAAGCAAAGAAAAUCAGUUGCUCAAACAACCCUUGACAUACUUCAUUUACUCAACCAAAGAGAAAAGCCUGCUGACACGUUCCCUAUAAUUUCAAAAGAGCCUAGACUAUCUCCCUCAAUGGGACUCUCAGUAAAUACUGUGUAUUCAGGUAAUUCUGUGCCAAAGCCAGGGCAGAACUGCUAGGAGUGCUUUGCAAUCCAUUUAUUGGGAUGCCCCCCAUGGGUAGAUAUAAGAAUGGGAUACAUGCAUAUCAGUAAAGGUUUCAAAUGUAAAACUGGAACUCUUGGAACUCAGGGCCACGUCAG